AUGUCAAAGCAAAGCGGUGGACCUAAAUUGAUUCAAAAAGCCAAGCUAAUUAUUUGGGACGAAGAGCCUAUAUCCAGCCAUCUGGCAAUUAAAACAGUUGAUAGGAGCUUCAGAGAUAUACUGGACAUUAAUGAACCAUUUAGUGGAAAAGUAAUAGUUUUUGAAGGAGAUUUUCGUCAAGUACUUCCAGUAAUUCCAAAAUCUACAAGAGCUAAAAUGGUAAAUUCAAAUUUGGUAAAAUCAUACUUAUGGCGUCACAUGGAAAGGAUUAAGUUUACAAGAAAGGUGAGAGCAAGAACAGAUCCAUCUUUCAGUGAAUUCUUACUGCGUAUGGGUAAUGGGGAGGAGCCUACAAUAAGAGAUGAUUUGGUAUUUCUUCCAAAAGAAUUGGUUACUCAAAAUGCGAGUAGUAGUACUGGUGAAGAUACAUUAGUAGAACAAAUAUUUCUGUCGAUGGAUAAAAAUGUAAGUUGUGCAAAAUACAUGACAGAACGGGCUAUCCUAGCAAACAGAAAUGAAUACGUCGAUCAACUAAAUGAAAUGUUAAUUUUUAGAUUUCCAUGUAAAAGUAGAAUAUUUCUGAGUUUUGACUCUGCAUAA
Messenger RNA from Capsicum annuum, 600 nucleotides. RefSeq lists its product as uncharacterized. NCBI's taxonomy places the organism in Eukaryota, Viridiplantae, Streptophyta, Magnoliopsida, Solanales, Solanaceae. Gene Ontology annotation, biological process: DNA repair; telomere maintenance. Gene Ontology annotation, molecular function: DNA helicase activity. The record is from RefSeq and is a predicted model, not a curated record. The coding region runs from base 1 to 600 and encodes 199 amino acids. The transcript has a single exon.